Linum tenue is the source of this 2620-nucleotide messenger RNA. The record is from the annotation of a GenBank genome assembly. NCBI's taxonomy places the organism in Eukaryota, Viridiplantae, Streptophyta, Magnoliopsida, Malpighiales, Linaceae.
CCACCCCACCCAACCCCUCAGCUAAAAUAAUCUUCUGUAACUGUAACUACUCCUACCCUGCACGCCACCAAGCCGUUGGUAUUAGGCUCUGAAAAAGCAUGCAAAUCCCCUUUCGGUCUUCUUCUUCCUCUGGCUGAAUUUGCUUCUCUUAACUCUUUUGCUCUCUUUUGCCUCCACCAUCACAGAUUGGCUUGUCUGAAUUUGGAGUGGGGGGCAGAAAGGGAAGAUGGCAACCAUAACAAAUGUGACCGAGUAUCAGGCGAUUGCAAAGCAAAAGCUGCCUAAAAUGGUGUACGAUUACUACGCAUCUGGUGCUGAAGAUGAAUGGAGUCUUUCAGAGAACAGAAAUGCCUUCACCCGAAUCCUGUUUCGACCGAGGAUUCUGAUUGAUGUGAGCAAGAUCGAUAUGACGACCACUGUGCUGGGAUUCAAGAUAUCUAUGCCUAUCAUGAUUGCCCCUACUGCCAUGCAGAAAAUGGCUCACCCUGAAGGGGAGUACGCAACUGCUAGAGCUGCAUCAGCUGCUGGAACUAUCAUGGUUUGUUGUUGUAUUCACUUCUCAGCCACCACUUUUCUAUCCAAAAACUCUGCUUUUUUUUAUCGAGAUAGAUGGCUGACACCAUGAGUUCACGCAUGUGAAAUUAUGACGCAUAUAUAUCCUGCUUGGUAAAACAUCCAUUGAAGAUGUUUGUGAAAUUUUGAUGUUUUCGUGGUCAAUCUUUUAAAUGAAUGGAUAUUGAGUGCCUGCAUAGUACUAAUAGGGAAUUAAGCAGCAAAACGAGAUCUGUAAAAGUAAAUCAUUUCAAUGGAUAGUUCAAGUUUCAAGAUAUCAAACUUCAUGCCCUAAAUUUUUAGGUUUAAAAUAAAUUCUUUUUUUUUUUUUGGUAAGAUAAAAUAAAUUCUUUAAUAACUACCAUUUAAAUUAGAAACACGAAUCAUGUCACAUCAAUUUAUCGCAUAUCCAUAAUAUCGGUAACCUCGAAUGUACUUCCUACAAAAAUAUGCGAAAAAUUAGUUUAUUGUAAGUCAGUAAGUGUAAAUAAAAACAAAAUUCUAAUUUUAAAUAUAAAUAUAAAAAAAAAACCCUCGAUGGGCCUGCAGACGCUGUCGUCAUGGGCUACUUCAAGUGUGGAAGAGGUGGCUUCAACUGGGCCUGGUAUCCGCUUCUUCCAGCUUUACGUCUACAAGGAUAGGAAUGUUGUUGCUCAGCUGGUGAGGAGAGCUGAAAGGGCUGGCUUCAAGGCCAUUGCUCUUACCGUUGACACCCCAAGGCUGGGCCGCAGGGAAGCUGAUAUCAAGAACAGGUUCACACUGCCACCUUUCUUGACACUCAAGAACUUUGAAGGCCUGGACCUUGGCAAGAUGGACGAGGUAAUUAGCAACUGAUCUCAUUAAUCUUGAUCUUUCACCUAAACGCAUCUAGCUAGUAAGUCAUUAUUAAUCAUGUUAAUUCGGUCUUUGCAGGCCAAUGACUCUGGACUUGCUUCCUAUGUUGCUGGUCAGAUUGAUCGCUCCCUCAGCUGGAAGGAUGUGCAAUGGCUUCAAACAAUCACCUCACUGCCAAUUCUGGUCAAGGGUGUCCUCACAGCUGAGGAUGCCAGGAUAGCAGUUCAAGUUGGAGCAGCAGGAAUCAUUGUGUCCAACCAUGGUGCUCGUCAACUUGAUUAUGUCCCUGCUACCAUUAGGGCACUUGAGGAGGUAUGUGCUUGUACAUUUAACCAAGUAAUUUCGUACUUCACUUGGCAUAAACAUAACAAUACUAUGCAUCUGUGAGCUCUCACAUACACUUAUGAUGGGUGAUGUAACAUUCUAGCCAAAUAAUGUGAAGCAAUUCCAAUGACUGCAAUUGAUGAACACAUACUGUACAACCAAUGCGCAUUCAGGUGGUGAAGGGUGCACAAGGGCGAGUCCCGGUGUUCUUGGAUGGUGGUGUGAGACGCGGGACAGAUGUGUUCAAGGCAUUGGCACUUGGAGCCUCUGGCAUAUUUAUUGGACGACCGGUGGUGUUCUCAUUGGCUGCCGAGGGAGAGGCUGGAGUGAGGAACGUCCUUCAAAUGUUACGCGACGAGUUUGAGCUGACAAUGGCGCUCAGCGGCUGCCGUAAUCUGGGCGAAAUCACAAGAGCCCACAUCUUCACUGAUUGGGAUGCUUCUCCCAGCCACCCUACGGCCAAGCUUUAAAGGCACCCAAGAUGCUCUAAGCCAACCACUGGUUUCUUAAUUUUCCUUUCCCAUUUUCAUGGAUCCAUGAACAGAGACUCGUUUCCUUGCACUUUGGGUUUACUUACAGACAUGUGUAUCCUUAAUUCCUUUGGAGACUUUGAUAUAUCGACCUCCUCCUCCCCAUGUGUUCCUUGGUUAUAAACGGUUCAAACUCUAUAUAUGCCUGGUUCUAAUCAUUAAUCAAUGCCUACCCUGGCUUCCACUUUGUAUAUCUCAUGUGCCGAAGUGUAUGUAUUCUGUUCUUUCUAACUCACUAGUUCCCACUCCGUCCUUCAUCGUCCCGCCGUCGCUGGGAGGGGGAAACAGAGCCUAUGUAUUUGCUUUCAAGCAAAACGGUAGUGUUUGAUAUUAUUGUUUGUACUUUUGACUUCUUGAACAACGAAACUAAAAUGCUCCAC